This is a messenger RNA of Egretta garzetta (little egret), 2204 nucleotides long. It is a transcript of the gene FASTKD3, whose product is annotated as FAST kinase domains 3. Gene Ontology annotation, molecular function: RNA binding. The record is from RefSeq and is a predicted model, not a curated record. Bases 26 to 2038 code for a protein of 670 amino acids. Gene Ontology annotation, biological process: regulation of mitochondrial mRNA stability; mitochondrial RNA processing. Gene Ontology annotation, cellular component: ribonucleoprotein granule; mitochondrial matrix. NCBI's taxonomy places the organism in Eukaryota, Metazoa, Chordata, Aves, Pelecaniformes, Ardeidae. The transcript is spliced from 7 exons.
CUUUUGAGAAGCCACUUGGUCCAACAUGGCUUUGAUUAGCCAAAAAAGUUUCCAGUUUUAUUCAUCCAGCACACCAGCAAGCAGGUCCAUUUUGAUGACCCUAAGCAAAAGGUUGAGCUUUAUCAGCGGGCAGCGAAAGCCCCAAAACUGUAGCUCCGUAGCCAUGAGGAUGCUAUGUUUCAAAGAUAAAUCUCAGUAUAUGUUUUGUAGAAAAAACCACGUACAGCUGCGGAUACAGUCUCUUUCUGUUAAUGACACUGUGCAUCUCUGUGGAGAUACGGGGAGCGGUCCUAAAUCUGAUAACGGGUGGAUAGAUGAACAACUAUUUUUCAAGAAGUUGAACAGCCUUUGUACAUCGAAAGAGAUUUUUGACUUUCUCAGCUCUCUGGAAGUCAUGUCUGAUACUAUGGCAUCAGGAGCCUUGCAGAGGAUUUCUGAAGUUGAGGUGGAUGACAAUGGUCUGAAAAACCCUGAGGGAGUGUUAGAGAAUGAAGUUUUCAGGGCAUUGUGCUUCCAGUUUGAAUUUGAAUCCUCAAAACUGUCAAACACUGGGCUGCUGAAUGCAUUGCAAGCUUUAAUAAAGCUGCGUAUAGAUCCCCAGAGCACGCUGAUGGCAAGCUUGCUUUCAGAGGGCGAGGGACGGCUUGGUAAAGGACAGUUGACUGUUAAAAAUCUGUGUGCUCUUGGAGAGAGUUUGCUUGAGUUGGAAUGCCCAAGUUGUGCGACGCUGGGACAAAUUGUGAACCACAUGCAGGAAAAAGACAUUGAGAAGUGGAGUCCUAGGGAAAUGGUGAUGGUUUAUAAGAUUCUGCAGGUGACUGUCAGGGAAGGGGAACAAUACCAAGACUUGCUGAACAGAAUGAACAGUGUCACUUUAACAAUAGUUUCCCAGCUAAACCCAGAGUUCACAAGCGUAAUACUAAAUUCACUGGUUGUUCUUCAUCAGACUCGGGCAGUUCCCUUAGUGACAGCACUGUGUAGGCAUUCAGUGAAGCAUAUUCCAUAUUUCACAGGGGAUGAACUGGUAAAUGUACUGGAAGCCUUCCUAUACUUUGGACAUCGUGAACAAAUGUUUACAGAGGCACUGGAAACACAUGUUCCUGAGGCCAUCUUUACCAUGCAUCCGCAAACAGUCAGCAAAGUCAUGCAUUAUUGCUGCCGAAAGAUGAUCCUUUCUAAGCCCAUCUUUGAUGCAGUGGCAGAAGCUUUCAUUUCCAAUGCUGACAGAUUUACCACCGACCAGAUUGCUGAGUCUAUUGUACCAUUUGGGACUCUUAACUAUCUCCCUCCAAGUGCUCCUUCCUUGUUUAGGAAGCUUGAAACCAUACUGUAUACUCGCUUUCGUCACUUUCAGCCUCACACCUUGCUGAACCUGCUGCACUCGUGUGUCCUUAUUCAACGUUACCCAGUAAACUUUCUGCCAAAAAUAUUUAGUCCCUAUUUUCUGCAACAGCUUCAAGGCUGUGUCGUGUCCAACUUUUCAGGUGGGGGUAAGGUAGAACCAGCUCAGCCACCUGGUCUGGACAGAAUUGUUACCGCCCAGCUAACCCGGAUUUUUCUGACUGUUACCCUGGAGUGCCCAUUUUAUGAGGGUCCCAAACUCCUUCCAAAAUAUCAAGUGAAGGCCUUUCUCAUGCCUCACAGUACCCUGGAUGUUCACCUCCUCAAAAGGGUGAAGACUGGAUUACUUUAUUUACUGAAAAAAAGAAUAUAUUUUUCAUCAGAGGUAUCAACACCAUAUUUCUAUACAGUUGAUAUUGAGAUUAAAUUAGAUGAAGAAGGUUUUGUAUUACCUGCUACCCAAAGUGAAGAGGUACACAGUCGAAUUGCCCUGUGUGUUGAUGGUCAAAACAGAUUUUGCAUUAAUAGCCACAAUCUGUUGGGAGAAGAAGCUAUUAAACAGAGACAUCUUCAGUUACUUGGUUAUGAAGUUGUGCAGAUUCCAUUUUUUGAGGUAGAGAAUCUACAAAAUUGCAGAAAAAUGGCAGAAUAUCUACACAAAAAAAUCUUUCCUCAUACAUAUGGACUCAGCUGCUGACACUGGAGAAUAAUACUAAAUCACAGAUUGACCUCCUGUACUAUAGAGUGUAAAUGUUGUGUGUGGAAGAACAAUUCUGUUUUCUAAAUAACUCCACCUAACAUAAUCUGAGCUUCUCAAUGUGAGACCUUCCAAUAUUUGGAACACUUGAUAUGUAAACAGUAAU